AUGGCCUCACCUUCGCCGCUCCGCACAAAACCAGAUAGAAAUCAUCCUGUAGUCGCCUUCGAUGGGGCGAUUACCGCCCGCGUUCAUCCCGACCCGUCUCACCCAAACCGGGCCUUUAGCUUAGAAGUCCUCUUCCAUCUCACCCAUAACCACCUUCUAAAACUCGGUUCGCAAAAGCCGCCUCUGCAUUUCCAUCCCUAUCAAGAUGAAUACAUCCAGGUAAUCGAAGGCCGCCUCUACGUCGAGAUUGAUGGCGUCGAAACUCUUCUCACCCCUACCCAUGGCGAGGUCACAGUGAAAGCGUGGUCCAAUCAUAGGUUGUAUCCUCCUCCGCCUACCGCCGAUGGAGAGAAGUGCAAAUUCAUCCUAUCCGGUGCCGACACUCCACAUGCAUUUCGUCUUGACAAUGUAUUCUUCUCGAACUGGUAUGGAUACCAAAAUGAUGUUUUUCUCAAUGGGAAGAAAUAUGAUCUAAUACAACUUCUUUCGAUGUUCGACGCCGGUUCCUCGUAUCUUUCUUGGCCUUGGUGGAUCCCUUUUGGGCGGUAUGGCUCUAUGGCAUUUAGUAUCGUUGUCGGUAGAUGGGUCGGGGGUUUGUUGGGAUAUCAGCCUUUCUAUAGGGAGUGGAGUGUUGACUGGGAGUCAGCUUGUGCGCGCAUGCGACAGUCGAUGUUCCAAAGACGUUUUGCAGUUGAUGAGAAAGAUAAUUGA
Aaosphaeria arxii CBS 175.79 is the source of this 711-nucleotide messenger RNA. RefSeq lists its product as uncharacterized. The record is from RefSeq and is a predicted model, not a curated record. NCBI's taxonomy places the organism in Eukaryota, Fungi, Ascomycota, Dothideomycetes, Pleosporales. The transcript is spliced from 3 exons. Bases 1 to 711 code for a protein of 236 amino acids.